Messenger RNA from Rhagoletis zephyria (snowberry fruit fly), 1074 nucleotides. Lineage: Eukaryota; Metazoa; Arthropoda; Insecta; Diptera; Tephritidae. The record is from RefSeq and is a predicted model, not a curated record.
AUGCUGGGCAAUUACACGCCACUGGAAAAGAUGCAAGAGCUGGUGAAGAUCUUUGAUUCAGAGCAUCAUUUGUCGGAAAUAAAGGUCAAUGAUAAAGCGGUAAAGGCGGCACUGGAAAAGUACAAGCCAGAUGUGAUUAUCGUUGAUGCGCAUUCUCUUUCGCCUGCCAUUUACGCGUCGGGAAUUCCGUGGAUCAAAAGCUGCUCAAUGAAUCCACUUUUUGAAAUGUGGGACUCUGAUUUGCCACCAGGCGGCUCCGGUUUUUCUCAAAAUAGCGAUCGAUCUAAAUGGGCCGAAUUUGUUUUUCUACGUAAAAAGCUUUUUGCUUCACCUGCUUUCAGUAAUCUUCUAAGAGAAAUGGGCUAUGAACCGUAUGCAAAUGAUAUCAAGUUUCCUCCUACUGAAAUUCUCACCGUAUAUGCUUGUCCUGAAGAGUUGAACUACCCACAAAUUCGCCAAAAUGGCUGGCACAACUUGGAGGCAUUUAAUAAAGUAGACCUAAGUGAAACUGUUGCAAAGCUUGAUGAUAUUUUGCCAAAAAAGUUUAUAGAAAAUAAUCUAAAUGGAACAUUCUCUGGCAAGUACAUUUACUUUUCUCUUGGAUCAAAGGCUAGUGUUGAUGUUAACUUGAUGCGCCGCAUGACUACUGUUCUUUCUGCAACGCCUCACAAGUACAUUGUUUCAAAGGGGCCAAACCAUGAAGCCUUUGAGCUUCCUAACAACAUGUGGGGCGAGCAGUACUUGCCACAGACAAAGAUUAUUCCAACCGUUGACUUGGUCAUCACUCAUGGGGGAAAUAACACCGUCACCGAGACGUUUGCCACUGGAACUCCCAUGGUGGUGAUGCCCAUGUUCGCCGACCAAUUUGACAAUGCCCAACGUCUGGUUGAAACUGGCCUAGGUGUCUGUGUGAUGCCAUAUGACUUUGAAGAUUCUGAACUGAUUGCAGCUGUUGAGAAGGCUCUUGGAGAUGAGGAGAUGAAACGGCGUUUACAGGUGGCAGCAAGGCGAAUUCAGUCGGAAAAUCGACAUGAACAGCUGGCAGAAAAAAUUGAGCAGUUGCUGGUCAAGUGA